UAUGCAUUAAAAAUAAUUAAAUGUGUUAUUUUUAUUGUAUUAAAAAUUACAAGCAUGUUAAACACAGUUAUUUUCACGCGCCGAAUUAUGACGUGACGUCAUAAUUCGAUACAGCUGCCUUACAAACAUUUCAAAAUGAGUGAAAACAUGCAAAAGAUAACGAAAAAAUGUUAUACAAGUGGUGCUUUGUUCCCUUAUGUAAAAGUACGACUGUUUCCACGCCUUCAAAAGUAUUUGUAUCGAUGCCAAAAGAAAAUAUGAGGAAAAAAUGGUUCGAGAUCGCAAGACGCGACGAUGCUUUGUCUAUAUCAUUAAAUAUCAGCAUGUUUUGCUGUGAAAAUUAUUUUUACUUGCAAGAGGAUAUAGAGAACUAUAUGAGAGUAUGGUUUGAUCCAGAUACAUCUGUACGACUAAGAAAAGGAGUAUUGCCUACAAUAUUUGAUGGUCAACUUGAUAGACAACGUUAUCAUUUAAAACGUGAACGUCCAGGAAUUCUAAAAUGUCAGAAAAUAGAAAAUUUAAAUGAAAUCCUACAAACUAAAUCGGUUGAUAAGGCUUGUGGACACAUAAUAGAUAAAUCUGUUACUAAAGAGCCAGACGUCAAUAUUGAUAAUUCUUCAUCAAUUGAAGAUAAGAGCAUCGAAAGUAAUUUAAAUAAUCUUCAAAAUACAAGAACAUCGGCAUUCAAGCAAAAUUUGCUACAAGUUCGAAAAGUAAUGCAUAGCAAAUACGUACAAAAACUGUUAAGCUAGAUGCUUGUUAUGUAACAGAACAGAAAUACAUGAUUCAAUAGAAGCAAAAAGUGAUAUAAUCUUCAUCGACAACCAGUACUACUAUAACAAGUAAUCAUGAUGAUACACUUAACGACUGCGACGAUGGUGAAUAUCUACCAUACGAAGAAACAAACAAAGAGAUAGUGAAACAAAAUAUGUAUGAACAGAAGAAAUUUGCGAGAAAUUAAAAAAUGACACUUAUUAUAAAUAAACCAAAAAUGUAUUUGGGUAUUUCGAAUGAUACUUUCUUUUUAAUAAAAUUAUUAAGUCAAAAA
Molecule: messenger RNA, 1048 nt
Organism: Acromyrmex echinatior (Panamanian leafcutter ant)
Lineage: Eukaryota; Metazoa; Arthropoda; Insecta; Hymenoptera; Formicidae
Source: RefSeq, a predicted model, not a curated record